UAAAUUGUGUAUAAUAGAAUUUUUAAUAAAUAUAUUAAUUUUUUAAUGUGUGUAAACACAUGUGUGUGCCUUAAGAAAUACUGCAGAAUACUGCAUUCUUUGAUAGUAUUGUAUCGUCAUUAAGUACCUACUAUCGCCCACUGGUAGUCUCGGUAGUAACUUAGAUGAAUCUGGUUAGAUAAAAAAGGGAACUUGUGAGCUUUUAUUGUACUUCUUGACCAAACUAUUGACGUCAUACUGGUGUUCCCCGUUGUGCUUGUAGUUUAAGAUUUUAUCUGUUCUUGUCGCUGAAGUCGCAAACAUUUCGAGUAGUAAUGGAACUUUCAAUUACAUUUCCUUUCUUUCGUUUGUCAUUUUUUCCAAAUGUGUUUUUGUUUUAUUUCGAAUGCAAAGUAACUAUUAUUCAAAGAUACUUGUUAUGCAUUUUAUUAUGAUUUAUAUAAAAAUAAUUGUGCAUUGAAAAUACAUUUUCGUUCGAUUGAUUGCAUUUUAUUAUUUUUUGAUAAUUUCUAACCAAUCAGUUUUCGUUAUUGUAAAUAAAUUGACCAAUUAAAUGCUUUCACUGAAUAAUAUACAUGUAUUAUUUAGAUUUAUUCAAAAUUCAAAUGAUAUUACAUGUACUAAAUAUACAUUGAUUAUUCUUAUCAGUAUGAUAACUGAAUCAAUAUUUUAUUUUUUUUUCUCUGGAUAAUUUAAAUCUCGGAAAGACUCUUAAUAAGAUACUCGUAUUAACUGCGAUAAAACAGCUGAUCAUUAUGUCUCAAUUAAUAGCUUCCUUUGUACGUGUGUUUUUGGAUAGUGUAAAUAAACAAAGAUAAUCACAUACGAUUGUAGAAAUAUAAUCUCAUUUAUUUAAUUAACUGUAAAUGAAAGAAUUGAUAACAAUAUAACUUUUAAUACUUCAUGAUUCUUAUCAUAGUACGACAUUUAAAUAAACAUAUUACUUCAUAUUAUUAUUUCUAUACAACAACAGCAAAAAUCUAUUUUAUUUCCAAUUAUUACAAAUAAAUUGUUUUGAUAAAUAACAGAUAAUAUAUUUUUAAAAUAAAUAUAUUGACUUUUACUUGAACUCGCAUAAAGUAUUUUCCUGAAUGACUGUGUGUAAUAUCCAAAAAUGGAAGUUUAAAGUUAUCAACUGUUUGAAAUAUUUUAGAUGGUAAAACAUAUUUGUUUCUAUAUUUCAUUAUGACGCUACAAUCGAAGCUUUUUUUUAAUGCAAGGCGAAGGUCUAAAGUAAUAUUAUCUAGAUUAUUUUUAGCCGAUUAUGUAAAUGCUCAUAAGCAUACUUCACAACAAAAAGAAAAAACUUAUACAAAUGAAGAAAAUAUCAAAAAUUAUUUUAACAUUAAAUAUGUUGCCGGUCUUGCAAUCACUGCUUCACUCUUAGGUAUAUAUUUUUAUAAUAUAUCGCAAAAAAAGGAAGCACAGUCGUCCGAAGAAACAAAGAAUAUUGAAUGCGGAAAAUUAAAGAAAGAUCUACAAACUUACACGCUGAUAGAAGUAGGAAAACAUUAUAAUAAAGAAAAUCGUAUUUGGGUAACUUAUAAGGAAGGGGUAUAUGAUAUUACGGAUUUCAUUGAACGACAUCCUGGUGGUUCUUCUAAAAUCAUGAUGGCAGCUGGAAGUUCAAUAGAACCAUUUUGGUCAAUCUUUGCUAAUCAUAACACACCUGAGAUAUACGCUCUCUUAGAAUCAAUGAGAAUUGGUAAUAUAUCUAAAACAGAUGCCAAAUCAAAUAUUAGCGAUUUAAGUGAUCCUUAUGCGAAUGAGCCAACUCGUCAUAAAGCUUUAAAGAUCAAUGGUCAUAAGCCCUUUUGUGCAGAAACACCGUCUUCUUUAUUAAUCGAAAGCUUUCAAACACCAACAGAUCUUUUUUAUGUUAGAAAUCAUCUUCCCGUUCCUGAGAUAGAUUUAAAGACUUAUACGGUAGAGAUAGCUGUAGAAAAUGAUACUAAAAAAAUAUUAGAUUUCGAUGCGAUUAAAAAUUAUCCUAAAUAUACGAUAACCAGUGCUAUAAUGUGUGGUGGAAAUAGGCGUUCAGAAAUGGCAGAGGUAAAACCGUUGAAAGGUCUAAGUUGGGGUGUAGGUGCAGUCGGUAAUUCCACUUGGUCAGGAGCACGUUUGUGUGACGUGCUGAAAGAUUUAGGAAUAAAUGAAGAAGAUUAUGAUCACGUGCAGUUUGAAGCUCACGAUGUAGAUCCUAGUGGUACACCAUAUGGUGCAAGUAUUCCUAUUAGUAAAGCCAUGGAUCCUAGAGCUGAUGUACUAUUAGCGUAUGAAAUGAAUGGAGAACCUAUACCAAGAGAUCAUGGUUUUCCAGUUAGAGUUAUUGUUCCCGGAGUUGUAGGUGCAAGAAAUGUUAAAUGGCUUGAAAGAAUAAUUAUUUCUAAAAUAGAAAGUCAAUCGCAAUGGCAGCAAGGCGAUUAUAAAGCUUUUUCUCCUAGCACGGAUUGGGAUAAUGUUGAUUUUUCAAAAGCGCCAGCUAUACAAGAGAUGCCUGUCAUUUCUGCUAUUUGUAAGCCAGAACAAUCAGAAAAAGUCACAAUAAAAGAUGGCAAAAUAGAUGUUAAAGGAUAUGCGUGGUCAGGUGGAGGUAAAAAGAUAAUCAGAGUCGAUGUGACAUGUGACCAGGGAAAUACUUGGCACACUGCUGAUCUUGUAGGACAGGAUCUUAAUGCUAAACCAGGUCGAAAUUGGAGUUGGACUUUAUGGAGUAUUAGUCUUCCUGUUGAUGUAAAAUUAAAGGAAGUUGAAAUUUGGGCUAAGGCUGUUGAUGCGUCUUAUAACGUUCAACCGGAAACUGUAAAAAAUAUUUGGAAUUUACGGGGUUUUUUGUGCAAUGCAUACCACAGAGUAAAAGUUCAAUUGAACUAAUGUACAACAGUGUGGUAUAAUUAUGAGAUAAGUUUUUAGAUUUUUUAAAGUAAUCGAUAUUUGUUUUAUAUUAUACAUGUAUUAUUUUAUAUGUACAAAAGAAAACAACAUUUUUAUCAAGAUACUACAGGCUACUUUCUUGUAAUAAAAUAUUUCCGGAUUCUUUAACAUCGCUUUUCAUAAAGUAAUCAGUUAUACUCUCUAAAGUAACUUCAUGAUAUUUAUCGUUAUAAACGUCAUAUAGUUCAAACACUGACUUUGUUAUUAGAGUUUUACCAAGGAUUAUAGCAUAAGGAUAUCCAGUGGUUCGUACAUAUAAUAAACGUUUACCUAUCGUUAAA
Molecule: messenger RNA, 3215 nt
Organism: Polistes canadensis
Lineage: Eukaryota; Metazoa; Arthropoda; Insecta; Hymenoptera; Vespidae
Gene: shop
Product: probable sulfite oxidase, mitochondrial
Exons: 7
Coding region: 1186-2874 (562 amino acids)
Cellular component (GO): mitochondrion
Molecular function (GO): oxidoreductase activity; molybdenum ion binding; heme binding
Source: RefSeq, a predicted model, not a curated record